This is a messenger RNA of Hibiscus syriacus, 1121 nucleotides long. RefSeq names its product NADPH-dependent aldo-keto reductase, chloroplastic-like. The transcript is spliced from 7 exons. The coding region runs from base 97 to 1044 and encodes 315 amino acids. The record is from RefSeq and is a predicted model, not a curated record. NCBI's taxonomy places the organism in Eukaryota, Viridiplantae, Streptophyta, Magnoliopsida, Malvales, Malvaceae. Gene Ontology annotation, molecular function: aldose reductase (NADPH) activity. Gene Ontology annotation, cellular component: cytosol.
GGUUAUUGGCAGUGACUCCCGAUUCGCUCUUUCGCCUUAAUUCAAAAUUCACGCAAUUUUCGUGGACGCUACGCUCUUCCUGUUUGUUGUACGGAGAUGGCAAAUGCAAUCAAGUUCUUUGACCUGAACACCGGAGCCAAGAUUCCGUCCGUCGGACUAGGAACUUGGCAGGCUGAAUCUGGCCUCGUCGGCGCCGCCGUUUCCGCUGCUGUAAAGAUCGGAUACCGCCAUAUUGACUGCGCUCAAAUAUAUGGAAACGAAAAGGAGAUCGGUGAGGUGUUGAAGAAGCUGUUUGAAGAUGGUGUGGUCAAACGUGAAGAGCUAUUUAUCACCUCCAAACUCUGGUGUACUGAUCAUGCCCCUGAAGAUGUGCCGACAGCAUUAGACCGAACUUUGAAGGAUCUUCAGCUUGGCUAUGUUGAUUUAUACCUUAUCCAUUGGCCAGUUCGGUUUAAGAAAGGCUCAGUCGGUUUUAAUCCUGAGAACUUUCUUCAGCCGGACAUAUCUAGCACAUGGAAAGCAAUGGAAGCGCUCUAUGACACUGGUAAAGCUCGGGCUAUCGGUGUUAGUAACUUCUCUUGGAAGAAAUUGGGGGAUCUGCUGCAGGUGGCACGUGUUCCUCCUGCAGUCAAUCAGGUUGAGUGUCAUCCUUCAUGGCAGCAGACUAAGCUACGUGAAUUUUGCAAAUCCAAGGGAGUUCACUUAUCGGGUUACUCUCCUCUGGGUUCUCCGGGCACGACAUGGCUCAAAGGUGAUGUUCUUAAGCAUCCAAUUCUAAAUACGGUUGCACAGAAAUUAGGCAAAACUCCUGCAGAAGUUGCUCUCCGCUGGGGCUUGCAAAAGGGUCAUAGUGUGCUUCCAAAGAGCACGUAUGAGGGGCGGAUCAAGGAGAACUUUGACGUCUUUGAUUGGUCUAUUCCUGAUGACUUAUUUGCCAAGUUUUCUGAAAUUGAACAGGCUCGACUUCUCAGGGGAGAUUCAUUUGUCCAUGAGACUUUCGGUUCAUACAGGACUGUGGAAGAACUUUGGGAUGGUGAGAUUUGAGUGAUUCGUUACAAGAGUGAUGGAGCAGAAGCAGCAGGUAGUUCAAAGAGGAAUAGUAAUAAUCAUUUUGAAUUUGA